AUGAGACCAUCUUCUUCAGCACGCAAGAUGAAGAUGAUCCUCCAUCUUCUUUGGCAGCAUGUCCAAGGGUUCAGUGUUCAGCUUUCUCCUGCUUGUGAUCAAUGUCGUCAUUUUGAGAAAGGCUUAUGCCGGCUCAACAGCACCGGAGGAUUUUAUUGUCUCAAAUUUAAAGGUUUUGGAGCAGGAUUAGGCAUUCUGUUGUUAGCUUUGCUGCUCUGUUUCGGACUCUACAAGCACAAACAGAAUGCUGUGUCCCAUGUCAGAUUCCGAUCAUCAAAUCAAUACCCAAGUGAUGCAGACCCAGACAGUGGCAGACUCUUCUUUGGAGUCCCAAUCUUCUCCUACACGGAGCUUCAAGGCGCAACCAAUAACUUUGACCCUUCCAACAAACUGGGAGACGGAGGGUUCGGCUCUGUUUUCUAUGGGAAGCUUCAAGAUGGGCGUGAAGUUGCAGUGAAACACCUAUUCAACCACAACUACAAGCGAGUGGAACAGUUUAUGACUGAAGUUGAGAUCCUCACUCGCCUGCGUCACAAAAAUCUUGUCUGUCUCUAUGGCUGCACUUCGCGUCAGAGCCGUGAGCUCCUUCUUGUCUACGAAUACAUCCCAAAUGGCACCCUUGCCAGUCACCUACGUGGCAGCUUUGCAAAUCCUGCGUUGCUGACUUGGCCUGUUCGAAUCAAAAUCGCCAUAGAAACUGCCAGUGCUUUGGCUUACCUUCAUGCUUCCGGCAUCAUCCAUCGUGACGUCAAAACCAACAACAUUCUCCUUGACAAGAACUUCUGUGUUAAGGUUGCAGAUUUUGGACUUUCUAGGUUGUUCCCAAAUGAUGUCUCGCAUGUUUCUACGGCUCCACAAGGAACACCAGGCUAUCUUGAUCCAGAAUAUUACUAUUGCUUUAGGCUGACCGAUAAAAGUGAUGUGUAUAGUUUUGGGGUUGUGCUUAUGGAGCUGAUAUCUUCAAUGCCAGCAGUUGAUAUGAGAAGGAACAAAGAUGAGAUUACAUUGGCGGGGCUUGCAGUUAGGAAAAUUCAGAGGAAUGAAUUUGUGGAGCUGGUGGAUCCAUGUUUGGGGAUUGAGAAGGAUGGUGAGGUGAUGAAGAAGGUGGUUGCAAUGGGAGAAUUGGCAUUUCAGUGUUUGCAGAUAGAUAAGGAGAUGAGGCCUUCCAUUGAUGAGGUUUUAGAGGUUUUGAGGAAAAUCGAAGGUGGUAAAGAAGAAGAGGAUGCAGUGAAAGACGGAGAUGGAGGUGAAGUUUUAAAGAAUAAAGCAGAUAUACAAGCACGAGCAGUGACUUCAAUAAGCUUUGAUCAGGGAAAGUUGUUCAAGUCAGCAUCUUCUCCAAAGGACAUGAUCCAGAAAUGGGCAAAUGGAAAAUUUGAUCAAGCAAAGCUGUUUAGCGUUUAA
Molecule: messenger RNA, 1404 nt
Organism: Neltuma alba
Lineage: Eukaryota; Viridiplantae; Streptophyta; Magnoliopsida; Fabales; Fabaceae
Product: LEAF RUST 10 DISEASE-RESISTANCE LOCUS RECEPTOR-LIKE PROTEIN KINASE-like 1.2
Exons: 4
Coding region: 1-1404 (467 amino acids)
Biological process (GO): protein phosphorylation
Molecular function (GO): protein kinase activity; ATP binding
Source: RefSeq, a predicted model, not a curated record